Messenger RNA from Solanum dulcamara, 1338 nucleotides. RefSeq lists its product as uncharacterized. The coding region runs from base 266 to 913 and encodes 215 amino acids. Lineage: Eukaryota; Viridiplantae; Streptophyta; Magnoliopsida; Solanales; Solanaceae. The transcript has a single exon. The record is from RefSeq and is a predicted model, not a curated record.
GAUGUACAGUCUGUGCAACUACUCAAUAACAGAUUCAAUAUGUUUUCUGAGGCUUCAGGUUUGAAGGCAAAUUUAGCUAAGAGUCAAGUCUACUCUGGAGGGGUUAAUGAACAUGUUAAAAGCAACAUCCUGCAUCUACUUGGAUAUGAUAGAUGUGAGCUUCCCUUUAAGUAUUUAGGACUUCUAUUAUCCACCAAAAGACUCACUGUUCUGCAAUGCAAACCUCUUGUGACAAAGAUUACUGCCAAAAUCAAUACAUGGAUGCAUGGCCAAAAGCUUGUCAUAUGCAGGAAGAUUACAGCUCAUUAGAGCUGUGUUAUUUGGAGUGCAAGCUUAUUGGUCUCAACUGUUUCUAAUGCCUAAGAAAGUAAUCAAGUUGAUAGAGGCUACUUGUAGAAGUUAUCUGUGGACUGGGGAAUCUACAAUAACAAAAAAAGCUAUGGUGGCAUGGGAGAAAAUUUGUCUUCCAAAAGGAGCUGGAGGCUUGAACAUUCCAAAUCUACAACUAUGGAACCGAGCUGCAAUUUGUAAGUUGCUUUGGGAUUUAAGCAUGCACAAAGAGAAAUUAUGGAUUACUUGGGUUCACACGUACUACAUAAAGAGGCAAGAUAUAACGACUAUGGAUAUACCCCAACAAUCCUCAUGGAUGACUAGGAAGAUAUUGACUAUGAGAAAAUACUGGAUUACACUGGGAUACAUCAACAAGAUAGUUCAUAAUAAUAAAUUCUAUAUUGCUAAGGCCUACAAAAUGCUUAGAGGUGAAGUAGUAAAUGUGGCCUGGAGCAAAAUGAUAAGUAAGAAUAUUGCAGAGCCUAAACAUGUUUUUAUCUUAUGGCUUAAUUUUCAUGGGAGGUUAAGGACCAAAGAUAUUUUGAUCAGCUGGAAUAUGAAUGUAGAUCCUAUGUGUGUGUGAAUCCAAAGAACAACUAUUCUUUGAUUGCAACUUUACAUCUGGUAUAUGGAGAGAUGUAAUGAAAUGGCAGAAGUAGCAAAGAAAUCCUCAAAACUGGACCGCUGAAUGGACAUUGAUUGAAGGUCAAGCUAAGGGUAAGCAGCCACGGGGAAUCAUCUUGAAGGCUAGCUUUACUACUGUGAUAUACAAUAUUUAGAUAGAGAGGAAUGUUAGAAUUCUUUCAACAUAGAUCUACCACAAACGAGGCUAUUCUUCAUCAGAUCAAACUUGCUCUCUGUACUAAAGUAAGAUCUAAUGUUAGGCUAUUUAGUUAUAUUAGCUCUUUAUAGAAUCACUUCGGCCUUAUGGUUUUUUGUAAGUUGAGUCUUUUUGUCCAAGUCUGAGAAGGGAAAUGUAGGAGUACUUUCCCUUGGUCUUGUAAAUAU